AUGGCUCUUCAACCUUCCCUUCGACCGACUAUUAUCGCGGGUGCUUACGAUUCCCCGCACACCCUUGAGAUCUUCCUGGACUACGUUUGCCCAUUCAGCGCAAAGUUAUCGCUUGCUAUCGAUAGCAUUUUGAAGCCUCUGGUGGACGUGGGAGGUCCAUAUUAUGGCAAAGUAAAAGUCAUCAUGAGGCUCCAAGUUCAGCCUUGGCAUGCAACUUCGACCUAUACUCAUGAAGCUGGACUUGCUGUUGUGCGUGCUGCUCCAGAGAAAUUCUGGACAUUCUCCCUCGAACUUUUCAAGCAACAGGCCGGAUUCUUCGAUGGUCCAUCUUCCAACUUGACUCCUCUGCAGAUUCGUGAGAAAUUGGCCAGCAUCGCUGCCCAGGUAAUCACAGAGGAGCAGGUGGCGAUGUUCAAGGAUCUUCUGAAGUUGAAGCCUACUCCGAAUGGCGGAGUUGGAGUUACAGAUGAUCUUAAAUAUACUAUCAAGUUCGCCAGACAGAAUGGUGUACAUGUUUCUCCCACCGCUCUCUGGGACGGUUUGAUUGCCAAUCAAGUCUCUAGCUCUUGGGGAGAAAAGGAGUGGACCGAAUUUCUCGCGAAGAACGUUGUUGUCUAG
Molecule: messenger RNA, 618 nt
Organism: Suillus subaureus
Lineage: Eukaryota; Fungi; Basidiomycota; Agaricomycetes; Boletales; Suillaceae
Exons: 6
Coding region: 1-618 (205 amino acids)
Source: RefSeq, a predicted model, not a curated record